Molecule: messenger RNA, 888 nt
Organism: Anarrhichthys ocellatus (wolf-eel)
Lineage: Eukaryota; Metazoa; Chordata; Actinopteri; Perciformes; Anarhichadidae
Exons: 5
Coding region: 202-822 (206 amino acids)
Biological process (GO): positive regulation of myeloid cell differentiation; immune response
Cellular component (GO): extracellular region
Molecular function (GO): cytokine activity
Source: RefSeq, a predicted model, not a curated record
AGGUGAGACCUCUUCGGAACCCGGUGUGUUGUUACGCAACACGCAGCUUCGUCACUUCGGGUUUCUUCGUCAUGAAGAACGGGAAACUCCGCACGAGCCCAAAGAUAAAAAGUCCAAACUGCUUCAAAUGGAAGCUGAAAGAGACGUUAACGAGUUUAACGGCGGACGGAGACCAGGACCGAGACAGCCGCCCUGACAGACAUGAACUCUGCGAUCGUCGCUCUGCUGCACUGCUUCCUGUUGGCAGAUUUCAUCCAAUUAGCUCCCGUCUCUCCGUCCAACCCGUCGGCGCUCAUUGAGGCGGCCGAGCGAGCGAAGAUGCUGGUGGAGAAAAUCCUGAGAGACGUUCCUGCCGUGCACGCCGCCACUGUCACCAUCGAGGGUUUGACCCUUGACUCCGCCCACACAGCUAACCUGCAGAUGAUGGUGACAUCACUGGGCAUCCCCUCCGCCCCUGUCCUCAAACCGCUGUCGGAAAGCUUCACGCUGGACGUCUGUGUGAGCCGCAUGUCAGCCGGCAGCCGGUUGUACCAAAUGAUUUUGGAAGUUUUAUCUGGUCGCCUGAGCGGACUGAGUGACCUGCAGGCCGACCUGAGAGACCUGCAGACCCACAUCACCAAGAUGAAGGAGGCAUUUCAGCUCAGCGUUGUCGAGGCGGAUCAGAACCAGAACCUGGACCUGGCUUCCCGUCUCCAUGGUAACUAUGGGGUGCAGGUAGCGGCUCACCUGACGCUGACUCAGCUCCGCUCCUUCUGUCACGACCUGACCCGCAGCCUGAGAGCCGUCGCCACCUACAGGCCCCGCCCUGCAGGUACACACUAAGCCCCGCCCACCGGUAGCACUUGGGAACGAGGCGCCUAAAGGUCGUGACCUUUAUGUUGCAGUGCA